This is a messenger RNA of Hyphopichia burtonii NRRL Y-1933, 1521 nucleotides long. RefSeq lists its product as uncharacterized. NCBI's taxonomy places the organism in Eukaryota, Fungi, Ascomycota, Pichiomycetes, Serinales, Debaryomycetaceae. The transcript has a single exon. The record is from RefSeq and is a predicted model, not a curated record. Bases 1 to 1521 code for a protein of 506 amino acids.
AUGAAGCUACUUGAUAGUUUUUUCACGAUCCACUUAUCGGAAUUGGUCAAUUCCAAAAACCCAGAUGGGUUAAUAUAUAUUAGUGAUAUUGUACGAAGCAACACGAAUCCCAAUUUCGGGAUCGUAAAUCUACCUAGCUUACCGAAUAAUUUGAUGAACUGCAAAAGCAUUAUACUAAAGAUUUGGUGUCGAGAGUCUGAAGUGUACAUACAAGAUCAAGCAUGGAAAUUAAUGAGCUUCAUAGAAUUAUACUUACCAACUUUGAAACAGAUAUCUAGUAAUACCGACGAGGACUUAUUUAACGACAAUUCCAUAGUCUUUAACUUAAAUGGACGAUACUAUACAUUCCAAGAGUGUUAUAAACGUGAAAUGAAACAAGAAAGGGAACUAACCAGUCAUAGUAUAUCAUAUUCAUUUGAUUCAAUUAGAAGUUUGAAUAAUUCCCAUAAAUUGAUUAAAGAAUUGAGUGAGCUGAAGCUGAAAUUGGGACAACAGAUUCAUAUGAAGCUUAAAACUUUGGAUACUGAUCUCCAAGAUACUGAGAAGUAUAGGAUAAUGAUUCAAAGAUUAAACAAGCUAAUUAUAAAACAAAAGUCUAUAAAUGACAACAUAUUAUCAGAAAUAGUAUCUAAAAAAAUAAAGAUAAACCAAACAAAGACAGUUAUUGAAGAAGAUUUCCCGAUUAUUAAAAAAAUGGGUCAAAAUCGAUUAGAUAUCGUGAAAUCCCAAAUUGAGCCAAUAACUGAAAAUUUAAAUCAAUUAAUCUAUCCUUCGAUAAUUAGUAAAUUGCAAGAGUAUGGGAAAGUCACCCAGGAGAUCAUAUUGAUUGAUAAAUCCCCCCAAUCAAUUCGGUAUACAAUCAUGGGAUUAGAAUUUCCUUCCACCAUCAAAGAGUUGUUAGACAUUUGUUAUUAUAAUAAGUAUGACUUGUCCAAUACUUAUGAGGAUGACAUCAUUUCCAUGAUAAGUGAAGAUGUCCAUCAGCUUAAUAUUGAUAUUAUCAAUUCGGGACUUUCCUUCAUUAUUCAAUUACUUAUAAAUUUAUCAGAGAUUACUCGUCUGCAUUUGAAAUAUCGCCUAAUAUUGAAUGGAAGUGAAUGCUAUAUAGUAGAUCUGGUGACCAGCUUGAAUAACCUUGAUCCGAUUCAAAAACAAAGAAACGAUACCUACCUACAGCAUUUGAAAAGACAGUUAAAAAUCAUUUAUGGAGAUAGUUAUAGUGAUUUAUUGAUAUAUCCAUUAUAUCAUGAUCUCCAACAAGUGGAGAAACAGGGAAUGGACUACUAUGGAGAUUCUGGGUCAAAAUACUUAAUUAAAAACCCUGAUUUCGAACAAGGAUUAAAGUUACUAAAUAAAAACUUGGUCUAUUUAAUCAAUCAUGUGACUGAUAUUUAUAACAAGACUGGCAGUAAAGACCACCAGAAUAACCAAAUUUCAAAUAACAUUCCAAUCGACUGCUUAGACAAUUUCCUCUGGAACUUACAAUUCUUACUAUUAUUUAUUACAGCUCCCACCAGUUAA